UACCCGAUUAUUAACCUAAUAAAAGAUGCCGAACCCGCCGCCUCUCUCCUCCCCAGGUCGCCGGCGGUCUUCUCUCGGUUGCUGACCAACGCCAUGAACAAGCAUAGACUUGGACUACACCAUUGGCUGUGCUUCUCCUAUCUCUCUAGAACAACAAAGAGACCUUUUACUGCUUGGCAUUUACCUGCUGAAGCAAUAUCAUGUGCUGUUCCCACAUCCUCCCCAGUUAAUAAUCACAAGACCUUGUGUUUUUCACUUGCAGAGCAGUUAAUACUCCGGGGGUUAUUCGGUUCAGCUCAGAAAGUGAUUCAGAGAAUCAUCAAGCAAUCCUCAUCAGUCUCUGAAGCUAUCUCAGCCGUUGAAUUCUCCAUUUCUCGCGGCGUUGAGCCUGAUGCAACUAGCUACGGUUUUCUCAUUCGACAACUCGUGGCAUCUGGUGAAACCCAAAUGGCUGAGGAUAUUUAUGUAUAUUGCAUUUUGAAGAGAGGUAUUGAACCGAAAGAUAAGUCUUUAUUGAAUUCCAUGGCCAUUUGUUAUUGUAAUUUGGGUAAAUUAGAGGAAGCAAAAUUGCUUUUUGAUAAGCUAUUGGAUAUGAAAUUGAGGCCUUGUAGUAGCACGUGUAAUGCGCUUAUUAAGGGAUUUUGUGGCCAACAUAGAAUCUUGGAUGGGUUUGAUGUUUUUGUAGUGGCUGUUGAUGCUGGAGUAUUACUAAGUUUCGGUUGUUACAAUAGGUUAGUGGAUGGAUUUUGUUGUCGCGGGUCCUUAGACGAGGCACUCUAUGUGUUUGAUGUAAUGUGUGAGAGAGGGGUGUCGCCCAAUGUUCAUUUGUUUAAGACAUUGGUUCUUUCGUUGUGUAAGAGGGGUCGAGUCGAGGAAGCUGAAUUGCUGAGCAUGGAUAUGGAGUCUUAUGGUUUUGUUCUGGAUAAAGUCAUGUACACAACUCUCAUUAACGCGUAUUCGAAGAACAAGAAAAUGAAAAUGGCUAUGAGGGUGUUUCUUAGAAUGCUUAAGUUGGGAUGUGAACCGGAUAAGUAUACUUACAACACGCUGAUGCACGGGUUUUUUAGCUUGGGCAUGUUGGACAAGGGUUGGGUGCUACAUCAGCAGAUGGCUGAAUUUGGAUUAGAACCUGAUGCAGUAAGUUACCAAAUCAUGAUUGGCAAGUAUUGCAAGGAUCAUAAAGUUGAUUGUGCGUUGAUGCUGUUAAAUAACAUGAUUCAGUGCAAUGUUGCUCCAAGUGUGCACUCUUAUACUGCUUUAAUUGCUGCUCUUUAUAAAGAGAAUCGGUUAGCAGAAGUAGAUGUCUUGUACAAUAAAAUGUUGGAUAAUGGAUUGGUUCCUGACCAUGUUUUGUUUUUUACCUUGGUCAACAAUCAUCCGAGAGGGUCAGAGAUUACUCUAGCAUGCACCUUUUUGCGGGCAAUUGCCAAGAAUGGUUGUGGUAUUGACCUUUCUAACAUCCCUAGCCCUUCCAGUCGAAAAGUUACUACAGAUAUCAUGUCUGAUAUUGAUCAUCUCUUGGGAGAAAUUGUGGCAAGAAACUUACCUCUGGCCAAUGUUGCUUUCAAUAUAUACAUGAUUGCUUUAUGUUUAGGAGGAAAACUUGAUUCUGCUCUUCUUUGCAUGGAUAAGAUGGCAAGCCUUUCUCUUCAGCCUUCACUGUCAGCUUAUAACUCUAUGAUCAAGUGCCUUUACCAAAACGGACUACUUGAGGAUGCCAAAUCCUUUGUUGAAGUUAUGCAAGAUCAAGGUCAAGUUCCAAAUCAAGCAACAUUCUUGAUUAUGGUGAAUGAAUACUGCAAACAGGGUGACAUACAAUCAGCAUUUGAAGUUCUGGACCAAAUGGAAGAGAGUGGAUUGAAGCCUAGUGUUUUGAUAUAUGACUCCAUCAUUGGGUGUUUGGGCAGACAAAAGAGAAUAGAUGAGGCCCUUGAAGUUUUCCUGAGAAUGCUCGAGGCUAGAAUUUAUCCUGAUGAAACUAUGUUUGUGACAAUGAUUAAUGCUCUAUCAAUAAAUGGACGAGCUAUUCAGGCCCAUGAGCUCUUCGACAAAAUGUUGGAAGAUGGAGUUCAACCAAGCCACUAUGCUUAUACAGCUCUUAUACAUGGGUUAGUUAAGAAGAACAUGAUUGAGAAGGGCUGUGUAUACCUUGAUCGAAUGAUAGAAGAGGGUUUCAUGCCAAAUACUGUUCUUUAUACUUCUCUAAUAAAACAAUUUUUAAGGAAAAGAGAGUUUGAAUUUGCAUUUAAGUUGGUUGAUUUGAUGGAAAGAAGUGAGAUUGAGCGAGACCUGGUAACCUAUAUUACUUUGGUCAGUGGCGUCUCAAGAAAUAUUAGGUCACUUCAUGGGAAGUGGCUUGUUCCGCAGAAACAGUAUGAGAAAUCCAAGGAAAUGUUGUUCCGUCUACUUCAUCAGAGUGCUAUGUUUUCUAGGGAAAAAUGUUUGAAAAUCUCAAUUAGCUCUCAGGAACAAAUUAAAUUUCUUGCACUUAGGCUGAUAAACAAAGUGAAGAACACUCCCCUAAUGCCAAAUUUGUACUUGUAUAAUGGCAUAAUUUCAGGGUUUUGCUGGGCAGAGAAGAUGCAGGAUGCGUAUAAGCACCUGGAUAUUAUGCAAAGUGAGGGCGUCCAACCAAAUCAAGUUACUUUUACUAUUCUAAUUGACGGGCAUUUCCGAAGUGGCGAAAUUGAUCUUGCUGUUAAUCUCUUCAACAGAAUGAAUGCACAGGGUUGUUCUCCUGAUAAAAUUGUGUAUAACACUUUAAUAAGAGGUCUAUGCAAGCAUGGAAGGCUCAUUGAUGCUCUUUCGAUCUCAUACACAAUGCUCAAAAAAGGAUUUGCCCCUUCUAAGGCAUCAUAUGAGAAUCUUCUCACUUCUCUUUGUGCUAAUAAUUGGAGUGUUCAUGCACUGAAGAUAUGUGAAGAUAUGCUAGCCCAUAAAUAUGUCCCUUGUGGCCAUAAUCUUAAAUUGUUAAUUUGUAUGCUAGAUGAAGAAAAUAAGUCGCAUGAAGCUCGUCUUAUGAAUGAUUUGCUCCUUAACAAAAGAAGAUUUAUGAUGUACACAAGCUAGAGGUUGGUUAUGCAAUCUCUCUGAUAUUGCUGGGCUUCAUCCCCAUACUGGUCCGUGUGCAUGUGCAGGAUACGGACUUUUGUGUGGGGCUAUACGUUGUAGCUUCAGUACCCUCAGAACUCCCUUUGGUAAACUGUUUUCAGCCACUGGCUAUGUGUGUGCAUAAUCCUAUUUGAAAUGCAUUCGUAGCAGAACUCAGGAGGUAAUCUACCUGAUUAUGCUCCAUAACCAACCACUCUACUAAGAGGAUUGUAUACCAUGCCCUCUUUAAAUUCUUGGUCUAACCUUCUUGUUCCAGCUCAAAAGGAACUGUGCGGUUGUUCUUGGCAUGGCCCAUUUCAUUCCCAGCUGAUUAACAAAACAAUUGGCGGACUUGUAAGAUUAUCUUGAGUCAGACAAGCUUCUUAGAUACCAGCCCAACACAAACUUUGACUGGUGCAUUAGCUUACCUUAUCUGCUUCCACGGUCCAAAGUAGUCUGGUUGGUAUCUUUGAGAGGUAUUCUAUAUCAAGAUUUAACAGUGAAGGAGCCAUUUCCUUGACCUUUCCGGAUGAGCUUAUCAUCUGUUGGAACCUUGGAAUGAGGAACGCUGAGAAAAUCGGAGAUACUUCCCAUCUCCCAAUCAGUGAAGGUCCGCCUGAAGUUGAUAUUCCAAUUGUUGUUUUCUCUGCUUUGUGCCAAGCUAUUAUGCAGGUAUGAGCGCAAGUCAGUUCUCCGAUUCUUGGAGACUUCGGAAAACUAUAGGGUGGAACGCUGCUUGCGUUUAUACCAGGAGUAUGGAAUUGUAGAUACAGCUUCUCUCUUGUUAGAAAAGGUUGGUGACAUUGGAAGUGCCCUUUUGCUUGUUGUAUCUUCGCUUGAUGAAAAAUUCAUCCUGCUUGAUACUGCUAUUGAAAGUAAACACUGUGAUGCGGCUCCCGAGCAUGUCAAAGCUAUUUUAAGCAAGAAAGAGGUCACUGACAUGCUAGAUAUUUCGCGCACUUGUAUUGGACUGUACCAGAGGAACAGCCCCCGAUUGGACCCCCCAAUGAAGCAGAGAGUCUGUGGUUUCAGUUUCCUCCCUUUUUUGAUAGAAACUGUAGAAACUAAAUCAUGUUCUGCAGUUCAACUGAAAUUGGUAGAAGGGGGUGUGUACACUUAUGAAUGGUACACACUUCUUGAAGAAGCAACUUUGUUGUGAAAAGACUUGGCAAUGCAAUCCUGUGCAUGAUGCUUGUCUCACACAAAACAACCUGCAGAGAGAGGUGUAUCAAUUUGUAGCAUAUGUUUCAUGUGCAAUAAUGAGGAGGAAAGUAGCGCAUAUAUUUUUUGCAUUUUUUAUUUUGUAGUUUAGCUUCUUUAUUAGUGUAAAUCUUGCUUUCCUUUAGUGCGUUUGUUGGUAAAAUGAAUAAAGAAAUCAAAAUAUACCAAUUGACGAGAGUACAUCGCGGUUCAAAUUGUUGGGCCUGUGCUAAGCACGGCUGCCUCGUCUAGUUUUAAAGUAUUUCAGGCUAACGUUGACAUUAGUGAAACUAUUGACUAUGGUUCAUUA
Nicotiana tabacum (common tobacco) is the source of this 4600-nucleotide messenger RNA. The record is from RefSeq and is a predicted model, not a curated record. Lineage: Eukaryota; Viridiplantae; Streptophyta; Magnoliopsida; Solanales; Solanaceae.